UUGUAAUUGCUGUUAACGAGGGGAGAGUCUUUUUGCGUCUUUUUUCUCUGCACGCGAGCUCGAGAGCGGAGUGGGGGAAGGGGCACGACCACGACGGCGGCGGCGGCGGCGGCGACGGCCAUGCGUCGCUCUUCACCGAUCUCGCCGUGUCCGCCGGGCUCCGAUCGGCGAUCCCGAUCCCUCCGUUCCGGCUCCUGAUCCUCGCGGGGCUUUUCCGGCGGGUCCGUUAGGGGUUGCGCCGCGCCGGGAGGGGGGCGCGAGAGGGGGGCUUGGAAUCGCGUGAAUCGGGACGGGGCUCGGCUCCGGUGGAAGCCCUAGAGAAGGGAAGCGGGGACCCCCCCUCCCUCCCCGCGAUUGGUGCGCUCUAGUGGGAGCGGAGUGAAGUGGGAGCUUGAGCAUUCCCGGUCGAUUUCGCGGGUUUCCUGGGUCGAACCCUGAUUGGGGUUGAGCUCGGCGUCGGAGAUGGAGAACGGGUUUGAUGGGAAAUUGGCUGAUAAGUUCUCUGGAAUGGCGCUUAACGACGGUUCGUCCAAUAUCAACUCCAACAACGAUAGCUUGUUUCAGGUCAUGAAAGCAGUUGAAGCUGCCGAAGCCACUAUUAAACAGCAGGUGGAGGAGAAUGUUCGGCUGAGGACCGAGCUACAGGAAAAAAUGCAGGAACUGGAAAGAUAUAAAUCAUAUGAAUCAAUGGCUUCAAGACAUGCUGUUGGGGCACCUGAUGGCCUUCUACACGGAGUUCAUGAUGCUCAUCAAUCUAUACCAUCUGUGGGAAAUCCAGAAGAUGGCGUUAACCGCAUACGAGGCACUUCUCCACGUGAUCAAGCUGGUACUAUUAUUGUUCAUAAGGAGGUGAAGCUAAGUAAUCAGAAUGCUGCCAGACAUUCUCAGGAGGAAGCCCACUCUGAAAGCAAUAAGGUUAAUGGGACAUUAAAAGUUCUUCCCGGUCCUCAGGUUCCCACCGAUAAUACUGGCUUUUCUCAGUUAUCAUCACCGUCAGCGACAUCUUUUUCUCCUAACAGAUAUCGAACUGAAGGAGAUUAUGAUAGAAGACAUAAUUUCUCUGGACAUGGGCUUAUGCAGAUGGCUGAAGUGAAUAAUUCUAGCAGCCUCCAGAAACAGGAUCUCAUUCAUAAGGUUCAGGAACAGGAACAAGAGAUUGUGCAGUUAAGGAGACAUUUGUCAGAUUAUUUAGUGAAGGAAGCACAAGUACGAAAUGAAAAGUAUGUUUUGGAGAAGCGAAUUGCUUAUAUGCGUAUGGCCUUUGAUCAGCAGCAGCAGGACCUCGUUGAUGCUGCGUCCAAAGCUCUGUCAUAUAGGCAAGACAUAAUGGAGGAAAAUAUUCGUUUAUCAUACCAAUUGCAGGCUGCACAGCAAGAAAGAUUGAUGUUUGUGUCAUCUUUGCUGCCUAUCCUUGCAGAGUAUUCUCUGCAGCCUCCAGUCCUCGAUGCUCAGUCAAUUGUUAGCAAUGUCAAAGUUCUUUUUAAGCAUCUGCAAGAGCAGUUAAAUGUUACUGAGGGGUUCAACAAAUUAUCUUCUUUGUUGCUUCAGACCAAACUGAAAGAAUCACACUUUCAAUUGGCCCCUUGGAAUUCAGAGGCAAGUCCGUCAAGUUUCGCACCACAGUCGCCCGCUCAUUCUAUUGGUGCAGCAUUGAUGACUUCAAGGAGAAAUGGACUAGAAUUGGUGCCACAGCCUGCUUUUUCCCUAGGAAAUGCACCAGUUUCUUCUGAUGCUCAGCCAAAUGCUGGAUGGGAUGCAUUGAAUGCCCAUCAGACAGCUUUGGGAGGUGUCCUGCCCAAAAACAUGGAACCUGAUGACAUAGGGAGGUAUUCACCCCUUGCAAGCAGGGGUCCUGUCACCCGUGAUGUGGCAGGACACUUUGCAAUUACUCAGGGCAGCACACCUCUCACCCGUCAUAGCGAAGAAACUACCAAGCAAGUCACUUUUCGUGAGCCUGUUAGCAACACAGAGAUGGAUGAUCCUGAUGUGGAGGCAAAUCACAAUGAGAGACAGUCUCCGGCUAAUUGGGUUUCUGGGAACUCCCCCUAUACAGGCCCACUUGAUGAUCCCGGCUCUUCAUAUUCCCCCUUUCUACCACCAGUUCUUGAAGAACCUUCUUCUUCCUUUUCAGAGGCUGCAGAAGAUGAUCCAUUACCAGCUAUAGAUGGCCUCCAAAUUUCAGGUGAUGCAUUUCCUGGUAAGGAACUGCAGGCUUCUGGAUACUCCAUUAAUGGAACAACCAGCUGCAACUUUGAGUGGGUACGUCAUUUAGAAGAUGGGUCGAUUAGUUAUAUUGAAGGAGCUAAGCAACCAAAUUAUCUUGUUACUGCUGACGAUGUUGAAACGUACCUUGCCAUCGAAGUUCAACCACUGGAUAAUAGGAAGCGGAAGGGGGAGCUUGUGAAGGUAUUUGCUAAUGAGCACCGAAAGAUUACAUGCGGCCCAAUGCAGAAUAUCAUAGAAAAGACUUUUCAUGAAGGGCAUGCAUCAUACAAAGUUUCAUUAUCGACGAGAUAUCUUGACAUAUGGGAACCAGCUAUAUUGGCUGUUAAAAGGGAAGGUUACAGCAUUAAGUGUACUGCCAGCGAUGUUGUAGUCACAGAAAAGUUUUCUCCAAAUACAAGAAUUACAAUUCCUUAUGGAGAUGACACUGCGUUCUGCAUAACAGGUUCAAAUGACAGUGAGCAUCUCUUGAGAGCAGAAAACGACGAAGAAGACAUUAGCUGCUCAAGGGAUACGAUUGUGCUUACUCUGAGGAUGUUCAUCUUAAGGGCUGGUGAAAGAAGAAAAGGGAGGAAAAGGGGUCUGUUCUUCAACAAGUAAAAAAAUCUCCUCUUACGCCUGUCACAAAAGUUCAUUGCCUCGUUGAGAAUUGCAAGUGCAACACGAAAUCUUUGGAUAGCGUGCAGCAUAGUUCGCAUUUUUGAAUUCAGACUAUCUGAAGAUGAGUCAGGUACACCGAAUGAGGGCUGGUUGUAUAGUUUUUGCAUGAAACAUACCCAUUUUUCCUUCUGGCUGUAACCCUUUUCUCUUGUAAUCUUUUUGAUAUUAAACCCCAAGGAAAGCCAGAGGAGGGCAUUUUUCACUUCAUGUACAAAAAUUUUGUUUAUUGUUUUGGCUCAAUAUAUAUGGAGGAGGUAUUUACUCAUAA
Syzygium oleosum is the source of this 3151-nucleotide messenger RNA. RefSeq lists its product as uncharacterized. The record is from RefSeq and is a predicted model, not a curated record. The coding region runs from base 463 to 2823 and encodes 786 amino acids. The transcript is spliced from 21 exons. Gene Ontology annotation, cellular component: plasma membrane. NCBI's taxonomy places the organism in Eukaryota, Viridiplantae, Streptophyta, Magnoliopsida, Myrtales, Myrtaceae.